Messenger RNA from Spizellomyces punctatus DAOM BR117, 2068 nucleotides. RefSeq lists its product as uncharacterized. The transcript is spliced from 3 exons. NCBI's taxonomy places the organism in Eukaryota, Fungi, Chytridiomycota, Chytridiomycetes, Spizellomycetales, Spizellomycetaceae. The coding region runs from base 637 to 1140 and encodes 167 amino acids. The record is from RefSeq and is a predicted model, not a curated record.
UCAUGGCCGGCACGUGAUGGUCGUCAGUUCAGUUCAAGAACAGCCACCUGCGUUUUGUCCCUAGCUCUUGGUAACUGAUUAUCGCUCACAGUGACUACCAGAACAGAUUUAGCAAUGGGGCCCAUGAUUCAGUUGAACUGCCGGCUCCCACCUGCUUCCUCCAUACGUUCUUAUAUGAAGCCUCCACCUUUGCAUACAACGAAGCAUUGAUUUCUGCUGUUCCUUCAACAAAAAUCUGGAGUUUUUCCAGUACUUUGCAAGCGACUCCGGUAUUCGAAACGUCAGUCUUCAGAUGUACGGCAACUUUCAUUUCGGCUUCUGCUUCAGCCGUUCCGUCCUUGCUCUGCCGUGCUUUACGAUAGAUUACGAUCGGAUCUUGUAUGACUUUAUUGCUGACUAGGUCAUAAUUGUAAGGGAGACCAGCGAUGGGCCAUUCUUUGUUCACCAGCUCACUAAAGGGAAGUCUCCGUUAAAUGAGUCCUUGAUUUGGAAAUCAGCCAUGUGCCAGUUACUCUCUACGUCUUAUAGAAGUUGUGACAUGCAGUGGAUAGUAGGAGGCUAUGUUCGUGCAGACACGAACAUAUGCAAGUGGUUCUUAUAUAGGACAUUCAAGAUCUCUGGUUACCUACCUCGAAUAUGGGCAUCUCGAAAACAAUCAAAGAAAUUCAAUCAUUCCACCCUCCCGUGAACCCAGCCGUUGCCGUGGUACUCAAACGAGUUGAUCGCACGCAUAUAUGCCCCACCUACACGCCCGCCGUGUUCCGACACGUCACCACAUCCCCAAAACGGACUUGCAGUAAUAACAGUGCCGCUAUGCUUGUUAUGCUCCACCAUGAUCUCUUCCGUGAGAUAGGCAUUGCCGACUUUGAAACAGAGAAGACCUUCUUUGUACUGAACCGUGCUCACAUCUUGGCAAUCGAUGCAGAUCAACUGUUCCAGGUCAUCCAAAUUCAAAACAUACUUGAGGCGUUCACCGCGAAAUCGAAUGCGAGUACGACUCCCGUCUGGAUUCUCAUGUUCCACCAAGUGAUCGUACUUCAGGGUAUCAUACGUUUCACAGAUCGGCUGAGGAUUGUCUGUUGCGUAUUCCGCGUUCGCUGCGGUAACACCUGCGAGAAUGGAGAGCAGCAAAGCUAUUAGCCAUAGCCGCAAAUGCGUUGGGCCAAUGCACUGGACCGACGAAGCGGUGAACUCGAUCGAUGAAAUCCGGAUUCAGCACACCUCGGCUGUUUGAGACAGGCAAUGCAGUAUCCGUAGUGGGAUCACAUUUCUCAUGACGGUCUUUCAUAGCCUGCCGAAUGUGCAUGACAUCAUGCUCCAUGUAAUUCACAACACCAAUCCGGCUCAACAAUAGAAGAGUGCAUGACCCUUCAAAGCACUAUGCCAUCGAGAAGCGUUCCUUCGUAUUGUCUCCAUUGAGAGUGGACUUGUCACGAAGGUAUCCUGCGCGCAAUACUAGCGGCAAUAGACAGAGAGCAUUGUCAAGCUGUAGCGGUACCUGGUAACAGCAUGGCAAUUCAGAUAUAUGCGCACCAUACCCAUAUUAGGUGCUCACGUAAGCCACUAGCAAGGGCCGACCAUCCGAAAGACAUUUGACAACUAUGGCAAAGCCCCUCAACGUCAUCUUUGAACUUGCGCCUUGCAAUCUCAACAAUGAAAUGCCUCUCUGCAUUUGAUUCCCAGGAUUUCCCAGAAACGCAAAUCGCACAAUGUAACCCUCAUGGUAACUCAUUAUUGUGGCGGGCAGUGGCUUAGUCACCAGACCCCUAACCCUAACCGUAACCCUAACCCUAACCCUGUUAGCACAAAUUCAGGGCUUCCAGAGCCAUCUUGGUCUUGUCAAUAAGUCAAUAGCUCACUAAAUUAUUCAAGUUACUGUCCCAUGACAAUUUUGAUGAAAUCAAUCAAGUAAUUCCAACAAAGUGUGUAUUCGCAGGCCGGACUUAGUGUCCGGAAUUAGCUUUAAAUAACAAAUAACUUGUACUACUGCUAAGCAUGAUACACCAAUCCAUGCUUUUACAAAUGCCCGAGCUAUGCUACACUAAGAAUGCAAGAUACUAGAAUGAAC